Molecule: messenger RNA, 700 nt
Organism: Rattus rattus (black rat)
Lineage: Eukaryota; Metazoa; Chordata; Mammalia; Rodentia; Muridae
Product: eosinophil cationic protein-like
Exons: 2
Coding region: 54-521 (155 amino acids)
Biological process (GO): chemotaxis; innate immune response in mucosa
Molecular function (GO): nucleic acid binding; RNA nuclease activity
Source: RefSeq, a predicted model, not a curated record
UCCAGGACAGCCAGCACUCAGUUCCACAGGAGCCACAACGCACACUGGGAAACAUGGGUCUGAAGCUGCUCGAGUCCAGACUUUGUCUCCUUCUGCUUCUGGGACUUGUCCUAAUGCUUGCCUCAUGCCAGCCACCAACCCCUUCCCAGCGGUUUGCUAUCCGGCACAUCUAUAAUAGGGCUUAUCCCCGAUGUAAUGAUGCAAUGAGACAUGUUAACAGAUUGACCAGAAAUUGUAAGAACAAAAAUACUUUUCUUCAUACAAGUUUUGCUAGUGUUGUUCGUGUGUGUGGCAAUAGAAACACCCCCUGUACAAACAGGACAAAUACAAAUUGUCAUAACAGUCCAUAUCGGGUAUCUAUAACUUUCUGUAAUCUCACAACUCCGGCAAGGAUUUAUACCCAAUGCAGAUACCAAACUACAGGAUCCAGGAAGUUCUACAGAGUUGCCUGUGACCCCAGAACUCCAAGGGACAGUCGCAUCUAUCCAGUGGUUCCGGUUCACUUGGAUAGGAUAUUUUAGCUCCAGUGCCAGCACUUUGUACCUGAGCUCAUCGACUCCUGCCAAGAUCACAGUAGUGAAGAUCCAGUUCCUCUGUCUGCACUGCGUAUCAGCUCCUGUCCUCAUGAAACCUGUCCCUGACUCCCUUUAAUAUAGCUUAACAGAUUUUGUAAUCAAUAAACACCUUUGCAUAUGCAUCU